AUGGACAAAAAUGAUCCUCUCAGACAGCCACUGAUCCCUCAGGCAGACGAGAUGGGUCAAGGAGAUUCUGCCCUGGCCAUUAUUGGCAAUAGGCGCGUCCAACUUACUGAAGAAGAGAAUAGGAAAAUACGGAGGAAAACAGAUAAAGUCAUCCUUGCUAUUCUUGUCUGGGUUUACUUCUUGCAGAUUCUUGAUAAAACUGUUCUAGGCUAUGGAGCAAUCUUUGGCCUUAUUGAAGAUACACAUCUCUCCGGAAACCAGUAUUCACUAAUUGGUUCAAUUGGCCCCAUAGCCCAACUGGCAUGGCAACCCUUUUCAAUGAUUUUAAUUGUCAAAGUGCCGCAUCGGGUCCUAAUGCCAACGUUGGUUCUCGGCUGGGGAUUGGCACAAGCUGCGAUGGGCGUCUGUAAUAAUUUUGGUGGUUUGCUUGCCACUAGAUUCUUUUUAGGCCUUUUCGAAGCUGGAUGUCUCCCACUUUUCAGUGUCAUCACCAGUCAAUGGUAUCGCAGAGCCGAGCAGCCCAUCCGAGUCGCAGCUUGGUAUGGUACAAAUGGUAUUGCUACCAUUGUUGCCUCCGCGUUAUCCUACGGUUUGGGUCACAUACCAACUAAAACAAUGCAGUCAUGGAGAAUGUGCGUAUUUACUCUUAUCAUAACACGCUUCCCUACUGACAUAUUCUCAGAAUAUUUAUCUUUGUCGGACUGGUCACGAUUAUCUCAGCCCCAUUCGUUUAUUGGAAACUGGAUAAUGAUAUCCCUUCAGCUCGUUUUCUCACGGAACAUGAGCGCGAACAAGCCAUCGAGCGCCUCCGUGCCAAUCAGACAGGGACUAGGGCAACAGAGUUCAGGUGGUCACACGUCUUUGAAGCGCUUUUUGAACUGA
Trichophyton rubrum CBS 118892 is the source of this 882-nucleotide messenger RNA. RefSeq lists its product as uncharacterized. Gene Ontology annotation, biological process: transmembrane transport. The transcript has 3 exons. The record is from RefSeq and is a predicted model, not a curated record. Lineage: Eukaryota; Fungi; Ascomycota; Eurotiomycetes; Onygenales; Arthrodermataceae. Gene Ontology annotation, cellular component: membrane. Bases 1 to 882 code for a protein of 293 amino acids. Gene Ontology annotation, molecular function: transmembrane transporter activity.